Molecule: messenger RNA, 1902 nt
Organism: Trichoderma reesei QM6a
Lineage: Eukaryota; Fungi; Ascomycota; Sordariomycetes; Hypocreales; Hypocreaceae
Exons: 2
Coding region: 1-1902 (633 amino acids)
Source: RefSeq, a predicted model, not a curated record
AUGCCAGUGGCAGCUCGCAGCGGCUCCCCCAGGCCGCUCAUCAAUAAGGUGCGAACCAGCUUCGUUGCCGUCGAGCGCAACGGCGUCAUCGGCCUGGUGAGGGAAGGCAGCUCCGCAUCGCGAGACUCGUCCGCCCGUCCCAGCCUCGACAUCGACCGCGAUCUCCCCAAGACGCCCAAGAGCGAAAAGUCGCCCCUGUCGCCCGCCUUUCUCGCCAGCCUCAACUCCGCCAUGUCUGGCAUAUCGGCGCGAUCCGCCCGGGCCUCGCUCGAGUUCCAGCAGGAGCAGCAGCAGCAGCAGGGAGCCGUGACCGACAAGCCCAGCCACAACCCGGACAAGGUUGUCGACGAGGAGACGCCCACCGGCAUGCUGUCGCCGGCCGACCCGACCGUCACCAAGACCGAGCCUGAACCUAAGCCCGAACCUAAGCCUGAACCAAAGUCUGAACCGAAGCCUGCGCCCGAGCCCGUGUCCGCCUCUGCACCUACAGCGAAACCCGAACCUGAGAAGCCUGCCACUAAAGAGACUGCCCCUGCCAGCAGCACCGAAAAUGUUGCGCAGAAGACGGCCAAGACGACGACGACGACGACGACGAAGCCGGCCGCUACCAAGGCUGCGGUGAAACCCACAGCAACCAAGACUACGACCGCCACCAAGACCGCAGCUACAAAGACGGCUGCCGCUCCCAAGGCGGCUGCUGCCAAAGCUGAACCCAAGGCUGCUCCCAAGACCGCAGCUGCUGCUACCAAGGCCUCUGCCGACUCCUCCAGGAGAGCGAGCGUCAGGCCUCUGCAGAGGACGGCCGAAGCUUCUGCUGUCAAGAGGGCAUCUUCCGCUGCGGCUGUUGCCAACAGAUCUUCGUCCGCCGUGAGGUCGUCUUCCACCGUGAGACCGACCUCGGCCGCAAAGACUCGCACUGGAGCAGCUACUACGACUGCUGCUAAGAAGACGCUGCCCAGCAAGUCUGCCGACACUAUCGUGAAGCCGAGAACCAAGUCGCCCACCAAGCCGGUCAGCCUGCCUGCUUCUCUCACGGCGCCCACCGCCGCCUCCGGCUCCAAGACCGGUGCGGCCACCGGACCGGCUCAGUCGAAGUCGACUACGUCUUCACGACAAUCCACCAGCCGGCAGAGCGCACACUCGUCCACUUCCACCGGUCGCCCAGCCAAGCAGGCCACGCGAUCUCGACCCAGCAUCGGGCCGCCGCCCGCCAAGCCUGCUCGUGAAGCGCCCAAGAAGGCAAAGGACGUUGACGAAGGUUUCUUGGCUCGCAUGAUGCGGCCUACGCAAGCCUCGUCUAGCAAAACGCAGGAGCCGACUACGCCUCCCAAGAAGUCUUGCUCCCGGCCCUCUACUGCCGGCACCGCGGCAUCCGGCGGAUCCGAUCGCAGUCACUACGAGGGCAGUCCCACUAAGAAGUCCUCGCCUAGGAAGAAGCAGACUGAGACCGGCUCUAAGAAGUCUCCCUCCCCUACGCAGUCCGAGGAGAAGCUUGUCAUUAGGCCCAAGGAGGAAGUCGCCGAGGAGGCUGCGAAGAGCGCGGAGGCUGCCCCUGUCGAGCCCGCAGAGCCCGAGGCCCUCCCCGUGGAAGAGGCGGCUGUCGAAGCUGCCAACGCCGAGACUGUUGAGGAGGUGGUUGCCAUUGCUGAGGAGGCCGAGCUCACCCAGCCCGCCCCCGAGCCCGAGGCCGAGGUGGCCGAGACCAAGGCUGAGGAGGUUCCCGCCGCCGAUGCCGCUGCGGAGGCUGUUGCUCCCGUGGUGGAGGCUGAGGUUGCCCCUGUUGAGCCGGCCGCUGUGGCCGCCGAGGAGGCCAAGGUGGAGGAGGUUGCUGAGCCCGUUGUCGCGCCCGCCGCUGAGCCCGUUGCCUCCGAGACGAUUGAGAAGGCAGAGGCAUCUUCAUAA